AUGGAAAUUGUUAAUGAUAUCGAGAAAAGUUUUAGUAUUUUAGAAAGCUACAUGAAUGACCAUUAUCACGAACAUCCACUUGUCACCCUCGGUCCUCUUGACCGACCGAUUGACUCAGUUCCACCCUUGGAUCCGACCACCAAAACCGUUAACAGGUCUGUCGCAUGGUUUGGACCCCGUAACGUCGAUUCCUCUCUCGAUUAA
Messenger RNA from Acaulospora colombiana, 204 nucleotides. NCBI's taxonomy places the organism in Eukaryota, Fungi, Glomeromycota, Glomeromycetes, Diversisporales, Acaulosporaceae. The record is from the annotation of a GenBank genome assembly.